GUGGAUCUUAACACUGGAAUGCAGACACUUAAUCCAGGUAUGCGUGGUGAAAUUGUCAUAUCACCAGGUUCUCUCCAUUUGCAGACCCCAAUUUGUGAUGAUCCUAAUGUGGUUACAAGGUUUCCAAUCCCUAAUGAAAAGGCUAUACGGAGGAAAAAAGCCAAACUAUCAACUGGGGUCCAAUUGAGGGAAAUUAAGAUGUCUGGAAAUGGUACAGAAGUAAGGGCACCUACUAAAUUACCAUUUCAGGCUCCAGGAAUGCAAUUCAGAGGAAGACCUUCAGUGCUUGAGAAACAUUUAC
Cuscuta epithymum is the source of this 301-nucleotide messenger RNA. NCBI's taxonomy places the organism in Eukaryota, Viridiplantae, Streptophyta, Magnoliopsida, Solanales, Convolvulaceae. The record is from the annotation of a GenBank genome assembly.